Aplysia californica (California sea hare) is the source of this 1345-nucleotide messenger RNA. RefSeq names its product globin. The transcript is spliced from 4 exons. Gene Ontology annotation, biological process: oxygen transport. Gene Ontology annotation, cellular component: extracellular region; hemoglobin complex. NCBI's taxonomy places the organism in Eukaryota, Metazoa, Mollusca, Gastropoda, Aplysiida, Aplysiidae. The record is from RefSeq and is a predicted model, not a curated record. Bases 126 to 569 code for a protein of 147 amino acids. Gene Ontology annotation, molecular function: iron ion binding; heme binding; oxygen binding.
GCGCUUCGGAGCGGGCUCAGCGACUAUAUAAAUCUUAGAUCACCGUUGGACAUGCUCAAACGAACUUUGGUGAAAACCUUGUGCUCUACACUGCGGAGAAAUCUCAACGACCUAUAACCAAAAUCAUGUCUCUGUCUGCUGCUGAAGCUGAUCUCGCCGGAAAGUCAUGGGCUCCCGUCGUUGCCAACAAAGACGCCAACGGUGAUGCCUUCCUCGUUGCUCUCUUUGAGAAGUUCCCCGACUCUGCCAACUUCUUCGCUGACUUCAAAGGCAAGAGUAUCGCUGACAUCAAGGCCUCCCCCAAGCUGCGUGAUGUCUCCUCCAGAAUCUUCACUCGUCUCAACGAGUUCGUGAACAACGCUGCUGAUGCCGGCAAGAUGAGCGCCAUGCUCAGUCAGUUCGCCAAGGAGCACGUAGGCUUCGGUGUGGGAUCUGCCCAAUUCGAGAAUGUCCGCUCCAUGUUCCCCGCCUACGUGGCCUCCGUGGCUGCUCCCCCCGCCGGCGCCGACGCUGCAUGGAGCAAGCUCUUCGGACUCAUCAUCGAUGCCCUCAAGGCCGCCGGCAAAUAAGAUGCUGGCCCCUACGCUCCAUGUUGCUUCCUGUUUAACGACAGAACCAAAAUGAUAUUACGUUUUCAUUAUUUGUCUUUGUUUUUUUUAACUUUUCUUUUUCUCUUUUUCUUUUUUUUUUUUUAAACUGGAAACAACAGUCAUGUUCCUGGUUGUCUGUGAUCUGUUGUGAAACAUUGUUACAUUGCCAUUCGCACGCUGUUUUCUUCUGCAUUGACUGACUGACUGCCGUUUAAAUGGGGGAACGGAAGACUUUUUAGACCUUCAUUUGAUGUGACCAAUGUUCCUGAGGAAAAAAAAGAGCGCAAGUUGAAAUUUCUUCGUUCACAAAUUCUAUGGACAAUUUAUUUUCCAUGUGUGAUUUGUAAAUAAUGUACAUGCCAUUUAAAUUAUUCAUAGUUAGCCUGCAAUCCAGCAAGCAUUAAGUUUUGAGCUCAGGAGACUCAAAAGUCAAAUAAUUAAUUAUUGAAAAUGCCCGACAAAGAUGCAAAUUUAAAACUAAGUCAAAGGCUGUCAUUUUUAGGCACCACUGAGUUUUUAUCAGUGCAGCCAUUUGACAAAGCGCUACGAUGUAUACUUUCAAUACAAAUAUAUGAUUGGUUGGUGCAUUCCAAAAGCUAAGUAACUGACCAUCAUACAAGUACCGAUUUCAUUGAUGUGGAUGCACGGCAAGAGAUGUCUCGUCUCGCAAGUUGAUGAUACUUUUGUGAUGGCGUUGUACUAGCUUCUUUAUUGUGUCUUUUUUACAUGAAAUAAAUGAAAAUCAAUUUGUUUUA